Molecule: messenger RNA, 378 nt
Organism: Clonostachys solani
Lineage: Eukaryota; Fungi; Ascomycota; Sordariomycetes; Hypocreales; Bionectriaceae
Source: the annotation of a GenBank genome assembly
AUGCCCAGGCAAAACUCUCACCUCUCGUGGAGAGCGGUGGCCAUUGGCCUCGCCGCGAGUGCGCUUAUGUACUGCAUCUAUCGCGGAGUUUUGAAAGAGCUUCCGGAAAGCCUCAACAGGGUCACAAGCUUUAGUUUGUUCGACAAUGCUUUUGUUCUCGGAUCUUCCAUUGCCACAUUGCCGACCGUUGUCUUGUACGAAAGAGUCAACCACAGAAACUUGCUCCUCGGCAGUGUCAUUCUAUACCGUGCCGCUUCUGCGUUUUGCAAAAUGGCACCCAACGUGAAUGCUCUCAUCGCCGGCCGGUUCCUUGCGGGAGCGAGUGCAGUUAGCGUUUUCCAUGGGUACCCCUUCCUAUUCCCCGCCAUAAACGUAUGA